GCACCUAAUUAAGAAACUUAGAGAAAAAGAAGUGACGAAAUGAGAACAUAUUGGUCCUUCAGAAAGAACUCCAUGGAGAGAAACCAUUCGUUGCAGCACCAUCCCAAGGCCUUCCAUGUAUUCGGACCUCGCCACGUUUCUUCUCCUGGAUGGAGAGAACUCAUCAGCUCCAGUUGGAAGGAUGAAAGCUACAAAAGAAUAGUCAUGGCCUGCUUUGUGCAAUCAGUAUACUUGCUUGAGCUUGACAGACAAGAACAUAGGAGCACAGAAACUGGCCUUGCGCCACAGUGGUGGACACCCUUUAAGUACAAACUAGUUGAACCCCUUGUAGAUGAAAGAGAUAGCUCUAUAUUUGCUGCAGUUUUGGAGUGGGAUCAAGCAGCAGCCCUGGCUGAUUUUAUACCAAUAAGACCAACUGGUGCACCAAAAGUGGUAUUAGCCAUCAGAGGAACACUCUUGAAGAACUCCACAAUAAGGAGAGAUAUUGAGGAUGAUCUACGUUACUUAGCGUGGGAAAGUCUCAAGGGAUCCUUCAGAUUCGACAGGGUCUUAUCUGCUCUAAGAACAAUCAUUAACCUGCAAGGGAGCAAAAAUGUGUCGAUCACAGGGCACUCGUUAGGAGCUGGCUUUGCUCUUGAGGUAUACAAAGCGUUAGCUGCUGAAGGAACUUGUGUAGAAGCACAUCUUUUCAAUCCACCAUCUGUUUCAUUGGCCAUGAGCUUGAGAAUCUUGAGUGGAAAAGCUGGAUUUGUGUGGAAAAGGUUCAAAUCAAUGCUUCCUUCUAACUCUGAGAAUCAAAGCAAGAGCGUCGCUGAUGCUGCAGAAUCAAGAAUAACUUCAGAGCUCAAGCAAAUGCUGCCUAUGCCUCAUUUGUAUGUUAACACAAGUGACUACAUCUGCUGCUACUAUAAUUACCCAGAUGGAGAACAAAAAAGUAGUUUCAAUGGUAAUAAGGAUCAGAAAGAAGAAAAACCUGCUGGAAGUGGGCUAACCGGUGUAAAGCUUUUUGUGGCGUCAAAAGCAAAGCAGAGGUUUCUUGAGGCGCAUAGGCUGAAACAAUGGUGGUCUGAUGACUUGGAACUCCAAAUAGCUCUCAAUAACAGCGUGUUAAUAAGUAGGCAGCUCAAUUCCUUAUACACCAUUCAAGCUCCAAAACAAACUCAGUGCUAGAGUCUUUAAAAAUCUCAGGCCUUUGGCACUUCUAUCCUUCUUUUCAUUCAAAAGUGGAUAGAAAACACUUCUGCAUUUCUUCCAUUAGGUUCAAGUGAUAUUGACAUAUGUACUUGAAUUUGGGCUGGUAAAGAUUGAAAUUUCAAAACAUAAGAUUGUAAGGCUUGAGAUUCUGCACUUGACUUAUGAAUGAAUUGAUUAACCUCCUACAAACAUUUGACUUGCUAAAACCACAUUUGCGAUCUUGCAUAUAAAUUUGGAGAAACAUAGAAUAGAACUAAUAAGGCAUACAUGACCUGCAUUUUGUGCAAAAGGUUCAGUUUGCAUAUCCAUGGCAGAUUCAGUUAAUGAGAUCUACACACGCUAUGGCAUUUAAGUAGAAGUUGGCAUCAAUCCAGCACAAGAUUUCUUUGAUCUAUACACCUACAAGGCUACAAGUACUUUUUCCUUUUGGACAAAAUACUUGUUGAUUGUUACUCUCUCUUUCUCCAACUAAUUCCCUAGCUUGUGUUCCAAAAUAC
Lycium barbarum (goji berry) is the source of this 1691-nucleotide messenger RNA. RefSeq names its product GDSL esterase/lipase At4g10955-like. Lineage: Eukaryota; Viridiplantae; Streptophyta; Magnoliopsida; Solanales; Solanaceae. The coding region runs from base 40 to 1170 and encodes 376 amino acids. The record is from RefSeq and is a predicted model, not a curated record. The transcript has 2 exons.